Paraglomus occultum is the source of this 921-nucleotide messenger RNA. NCBI's taxonomy places the organism in Eukaryota, Fungi, Glomeromycota, Glomeromycetes, Paraglomerales, Paraglomeraceae. The record is from the annotation of a GenBank genome assembly.
AUGGCAACAGGCUCCCAAGGUUAUGUGGAAAACGUGGUCUCUGAGACCAACCAGGAAAUCGCGUCAUCUCAACCAAGCUUUGAAGUAAGCGGUCACCAAGAAGUUCGGCACUCGAACGUUUCAAGCGCUACUCAAUCAAUUUAUGGCCAACAUCUUCAAGAACAACCAGUUCUUGGACGGCCCGUUGUCGGUCACGAUUCGUAUCUUGGCCAACCAGUUCAGUAUGACGCACUCGUUCAAAGAGAACCGUCACCACUGAGCCACCAGUUUCAAUCGCAGCAAGAGCAAGUUCAGAGGGUACCGACGCCUCUAGGUCAACAGCUGCAAAGGGAACCAUCACCUAUAGGUCAACAAUUUCAAAGAGAACCAUCUCCUCUAAGUCAGCAGUCGCAAAGGGAAUCGUCGUCUCCUCCAAAAUUUCCCUCUAACCCGUCUCCACAAGAUCAAUACUAUCCUCCGCCGGCUGAACCCCCGCCGCCGGAUGUAGUGCCCUUGGUUCCGCCAUAUAGUCCAUCGUCUCAACUUUCGACCGCCAGCAAUAGCCCUCACUUAUCAAAUAAGCCCAUUACAGGUGCCACCACCACGUAUCCUAACAGUAUGGUGCCUGGGCAGAACGUAACCGUUGACCCACCGCAACGGUUAAGCGAAAUUAAAUCAGAGGCAUCGAGUUCUCCUCCCAAGAAGCAAAAAAAGUCGAUUUUCCGUAACCGUAAAUUCUGGAUUGGUCUAAUAAUACUAAUAGUGUUGAUACUCAUUGGUGCUGGUGUUGGGCUGUACUUUGGUCUUCAUAAAAAGAAGAAGAAUACGAAACAGUGCAUUGUGGUGAUUCCUAGUUGCUCAGCAUCAUUUACCGCCUGUCAAUCUACCGGACCGGAUGGAUGUCCAGUGUUUCAAUGCCAAAAAACUUGCUCAGGAUCGUAA